Messenger RNA from Adineta ricciae, 494 nucleotides. Lineage: Eukaryota; Metazoa; Rotifera; Eurotatoria; Adinetida; Adinetidae. The record is from the annotation of a GenBank genome assembly.
CAACUGUUAAAGCAAUUAUUUGGCGUGGAUUUCCGGAAGAUAUUAGAAAGUAUUUCGUUAAAGAUCAACUUGUAACAUGGUGGUCAAUUAAUUCAUGUUCAUCAUCAAUUAAUGUUAUUGAGAAAUUUCUUGGAAAUAAUCCAAAAUCAACAAUGUUUUUAAUUGAAAGUUUAAAAGGAAAACAAAUCUCUAAUUAUACUAAAUAUGAAAAUGAAGAUGAAGUGAUUUUAACUAUGGGAACACAGUUUCGUGUUAAAAGUGAUCCAUUAAAAUCAAAUGAUCUAACUGUGUACAUUCUAAUACGAGAAUUCACACUCAAUGAUUAUCUAUAUAAACAUUGGUAUAAGUUCAAUACACAUCAAUAUCAAUUAAUGUUCAAUGAAUACCUUUAUGUAAAAGUGCCUCAAAGUGUAUGGUAUUUAAAAGCAUGGAACUGCAAAAAAAUACGAGAUUUCUCAUACGUUCAUCUAGAAGAGAUAAAUAUACAAGAAUAG